Lampris incognitus (smalleye Pacific opah) is the source of this 3814-nucleotide messenger RNA. RefSeq names its product transmembrane and coiled-coil domain family 1a (gene tmcc1a). The transcript is spliced from 5 exons. Bases 153 to 1658 code for a protein of 501 amino acids. Gene Ontology annotation, cellular component: endomembrane system. NCBI's taxonomy places the organism in Eukaryota, Metazoa, Chordata, Actinopteri, Lampriformes, Lampridae. The record is from RefSeq and is a predicted model, not a curated record.
GUGGGCACGAUGAGGCGUGGGACCAGCCUUGCAAAAGCCGGCGCAGUAAGGCUCUGGGACAGGGUUGGGGUCUGGGAGCGGAGACCGCGACCCCCACCCGAGAGGUAGCCCCCAGACCAUCCACCGUCGUAACACCCACGAUCCGCAGCAGCAUGCCAGCCGCCCACGCUCCUCCUCCACCACAGACACCCGGCCCGGCAGCCCUAACCUGGGAUACGUUGCCGGUGACGUGGUGCUGUCGUCGGGAGUACCAGUCCACGGAGGAGACAGACAAGAUUGAUCGGCUGGAGGUGAGUGGCUUGGCUCAGACACCCCUCACUGUGUCAUAUGGGCAGGACAGCUCAUUCGCGGUGGGUGAGGAUGCCGCCCCGGACCCGCAACGCACCAAGCAGGCCAUCGCCCAGCUGCAGCAGAAAAUCCUUAAGCUCACAGAGCAGAUCAAGAUCGAGCAGACGGCCAGAGAUGACAACGUGGCCGAGUACCUCAAACUGGCCAACAACGCUGACAAACAGCAGAGCACACGCAUCAAGCAGGUCUUUGAGAAGAAGAACCAGAAGUCCGCCCAAACCAUCCAGCAGCUGCAGAGGAAGCUGGAACACUACCAUCGAAAGCUGCGGGAGGUGGAGCACAAUGGCAUCCCGCGCCAGCCCAAGGAUGUCCUGCGGGACAUGCAGCAAGGCCUGAAAGAUGUCGGUGCCAAAGUCACGGGCUUCAGCGAAGGCGUGGUGGAUAGUGUCAAGGGAGGCCUCUCCAGCUUCUCCCAGGCCACCCACUCUGCUGCAGGUGCCGUCGUCUCCUCGCUGAUCCGCAACAAAUCUGGCAGCGCCGACAACAUCUCCUCUCUCAAGGACUCCCUGGACGACCCCACAGUGGAGGACGGGGUGACGGGGGCUGGGGGACGUUCACUGGGCAGCGCCGGGCAUCACCUCCAGUCGAGCCCCAAGUACGGUAGUGAGGACGACUGCUCCAGUGCCACAUCAGGCUCAGCGGGGGCCAACAGCACCACGGGAGCCCCCGGAGGUCCCCCCAGCUCCAAGGGCAACACUUUAGAGAGGAGCCAAAACUCUAGCCUGGACAUGCUGUUGCAAGCGGUGCAGGAGCUGAGGGAGGGCCAAGCGAGGUUGGAGGAAAGUCUGGAUGGCUUGAAGAGUCACUAUCAGAGAGACUACACAGUUAUCAUGCAGGCCCUGCAGGAGGAGCGCUUCAGGUGUGAGCGUCUGGAAGAGCAGCUUAAUGACUUGACAGAACUUCACCAGAAUGAGAUUUUGAACCUGAAACAAGAGCUGGCAAGCAUGGAGGAGAAGAUCGCCUACCAGUCGUAUGAGAGAGCCAGGGACAUCCAGGAGGCCCUGGAGGCAUGUCAGACCAGGAUCUCCAAGAUGGAGCUGCAGCAGCAGCAACAGCAGGUAGUCCAGUUGGAGGGUCUAGAGAACGCCACAGCCAGGACCCUCCUGGGGAAACUCAUCAAUGUGCUACUUGCCCUUAUGGCUGUCCUGCUGGUCUUUGUCUCCACCGUGGCUAAUUGUGUAGUGCCCCUGAUGAAGACACGGUCGCGCUCCCUCUCCACGCUCCUUCUCAUUCUCCUCCUGGCUUUCCUCUGGAGGAAUUGGGAGGCGCUGUCGGGGUACACCCACCGAGCACUGCAGCCUCCCAGAUGACCGGCCCCGAGACCAGGGGAGCAUUGCUUGGGCAACACCGGAGGAUGUGUAACUUGUGUUCCAGUUGUGUGCCAGGAGCAUGAAGAACAUAACUGCCAAUGGGAUGGCUGUGCGACCAGGCACUGAAAAUUCGUCCAGUUGGCUUAGCUCACAUGGGCAGUGUUUGGAUUCGAGACAGAGCAGGAGAAAGGGACAGACAAAAGACUGAAUAGACCCUUGUGACUUUCAUUUAGGAAAGAUGAGACUGUGUUUACAUUUUGGAGAUGAACUAUAGUGUUCUCAUCCCUCAAAGAGAGCAGCAUCAUACUGUUUUUAUCUUUAGGGUUAAAUCGUGUAUAUUAUUAUUAUUAUUCUAAUAAUAUUAUUUUAUUUUUAACAUUGUUUUAUUCAGUACCAUGUAGCAUUAUGCUCCUCUAAUUCUGCACAACAGAGAGUUUAGUCUGUAAACUGGCUGGUGAUUCAGCUCAGAGACCCACUUGCAAAUGUGAUAUAGUGAUUGACUGCCUUCAGGAGGAGUACUUCAGGAAGAGGACUCUUGGCUAGCUGUGACUGAUCGUUUUGAAACACGGGUGGAAACCUUUCCCCGUUCCUGCUGCAAGGUAAUUUGAUUGAACUGGACCCUUUCUUUAGAGCAAUCUGCAUCUCUGGAGACACAAAGGACUUUGAGUGUCAUGGUGACAGGAGGCACUUUGUUCUUCCUUACUGUUUCUAAAAACAGUCUUUACAUCCUCUAACGUUUCCUUUUUCUUAAAGCAAAAUGAAAGAAUAAACUGUUUUUGAUUAUUGAAGGUAAUAUUGAACGAUACUCACUGAAAGGUAGCGGAUCCGGCUUUAGAUGAGAAAGCUGUGGCAGGCCACUCACCAUAGAAGAGGAAGAAGAAGAAGAAGAAGCGGGUCACCUCCAGGAAAAUAUUCUGCCGUAUUUGGCAAAACUCGUUCAUGUACUCUGAAUAUUUCCACUAAGAAUAGCUCAAGCAGAAAGCGAUUUGGUCUUAUCAGUAAUGACAAAGGCCGUUGUACACGUGAAAUGAAUUUACCGGGGUAAUUGCUUUGACCCCCCCCCCCCGCCGCCAUAUUCAAUGGUGUUCAGGUUAGGAAUGGGAGUGAAGUCGGCAGACCACUGGUGCUUAUCCAGCUCCAUCUCAGCUGGAAGGGGAUUGCUGCUGCUCCAAAUCCACAGUGAAAGUUGUCUCCACUGCCAUGUCGGUCAAAUACACACUGCCUGUGUGUGAUACCGGACUAUACAUCACACACUCUCCCCGCACAUUCAUGAUCUCUGUUGGUGUUCUUCCUUUUCUGCCACUACAUUACUCUACUAUUACUCAUCCAGUGCCAAACCUAAGUCUACCCAGGGAUGCCUGAGAACCCGGACACCGCGAGCCAAGCGGCGAGAACAUGGAAGUACUUUAGCGAGUCACAUUUUGCUUCUGUCCAGAUAUGACGUGAAUGUGUCAGUGUGGAAUUUUUUUUUGAAGGACUCUAUUUAGCAUGGCUUUAACUCGGGCGAGGGAACUUUCCGUUCUGAGAACUGGCGAUUUGUAAACGAACUUGGGUCAAAAGUCCUUGGAUGUAUUUCUCAACAUUGGCUCUCUUGAGUACAGCUCCGUUGCUCGGUGUCCCAUCUGUCUUACCCACCCAUUCAUCUGGCCAAGGACAUGACAGGAUGAUAUAGCACAUCUGAAGUCCAAAUCUGCAUUUCAUGCUGUGGAGCUGAUUUCAAGAUAGUGAGAUCAUAUGAACUGAACUGUACAGCUGCACUUUAGCACACCGAUGGAUAAUAUAAUGUAGGUCUGGACUGGGGUUGAAAUACCUUUUGAGAUAAACGUCAGAGACUGCUGCGCUUUAAAACGGUAGUCCUCUUUUGGAGGGCGAUACGGGGUUGCUUCAGGUUUGGGAUCACUGUCAAGUCUGCCUGCAUUACAGAAAACAACCGAUUACAUUUUACCUCAAACUAUGGAUCAUUUGGGUGAUAUUCUGUCAUUUCAACGACAUUUGAAAUAUUGAUCUCCUCAGCAGACAGGUUGGUGCACAGCUGACCUUUGAACCAGCUUGACUUUGCAGUGACCUCUGUGAUGCAGCUGUGGGGUUAUGUGCUAAACCACUCCAGUGCCUUCUGAUGUCCCUUUCUAAGUGUGGAAUAAAUAAAGUGCAUUCCU